Messenger RNA from Sipha flava (yellow sugarcane aphid), 2098 nucleotides. Its product is annotated as zinc finger protein 391-like. The transcript has 6 exons. Gene Ontology annotation, cellular component: nucleus. Gene Ontology annotation, molecular function: RNA polymerase II cis-regulatory region sequence-specific DNA binding; DNA-binding transcription factor activity; zinc ion binding. Bases 516 to 1979 code for a protein of 487 amino acids. Lineage: Eukaryota; Metazoa; Arthropoda; Insecta; Hemiptera; Aphididae. The record is from RefSeq and is a predicted model, not a curated record. Gene Ontology annotation, biological process: regulation of transcription by RNA polymerase II.
GCGACCAACGGUGACGGCGACGCAGCGAUUGUUUUUCUUCCUAUUAUCUUACGAUAUAUUGUGUUAUACUAUUAUUGUGUUUAACGAACGGCUUGAUCGCGGUGACGGUGGACAGGGCUGAUUAUUUUUAAUGUUUAAUUAUAAUGUGUCAUGAAUGUACCGCCGUUGUGUCGUUACCGCAACGAUCUCAACAGCACAAUCGCGAAUCGACAAGCGAGCGCAUACGCCGUAUUUUCACGGCCCUGGAACACAAUCGUCAACGUUGCACCCGUUCUCGUGCAUCCCUUGCUGUUGUCUGGCGUUUGCGCGUUCUUCCGGUGAGACGUCCAUCACACACGCGAUCCCCCGGAGUCUAGUCGACGCCAAAACGCGCGACGGUUAACAAUACUACCGCGGUAGAUUUUUGAUUGCGGAAGGACGACGUGUCGCGCGCCUGAACAUCCCGGACGUCUGAUACAGCACGGCCUCUACGGCGACGGUUUAUCAAUUCUCCUUGGAGCAUACGCACACCAACAAUGAAUAAAAAAAAAGACAAGUGGGAUAUUUGUCGGACCUGUGGUAAAUCAGGGGACAUUGAAAUAUUUGGUCGCGAUGGAGUGUCUUUGCAACUUGAAGAAAAAAUUAAUUCCUAUCUACCUAUUACGGUUUCAGUUAAUGAUAAUCUACCUCUCAAACUAUGUAGUGUAUGUAUCAGUCGACUAGAAAGUUGUCAUAAGUUGGUGGUAUCGACAAUAGAGAUGAAUAAAACUUUAGAAGAAGUAAUGAAAAGAAAACAGAUAAAAAACAAUUCUUAUGCAUUUGAUAAUAAUGAAGAUAGCAUUGAAGAUAUGGAACACGAAAACGCACAAAUGGAAAUUAUGGACAUAAAUUCUGCUGACGAAGAUGAUGGUGGUAUUGUUACAGUCAAAGAAGAAUAUUCAGAAUACGAGUCAAUAGAUAUCGUCAGUGUUGGUACCGAUGACCUUUGCGAUGAUGCAUCAGCUGACGACGAAGAGUUAAUGAUGAUUAAAAUUGAAGAAGAUGACUGUGAAGAAAGUGCUAAAUAUCAUUGUUCCAAGUGCCAAAGAGUUUUUGAAUCAGAGACUAAAAUGCGCCGUCACAUAUUUAUUCAACAUGAUCCCGGAGAAAUGGAAUGCUUUCAUUGUUUUGCCAAAUAUGAUUCUAUGUUGCAUUUUGAACGUCACAUUGCCACACACUUCUGCAGAAAUGAAUAUCUGUGUGAUUUUUGUCCUACUAUGUUCAAUCGUGUAUCUGGACUUCUAGAUCAUUUAGCCAAGCAUAAAAAUGAACGUCAAAGGUUUACUUGCCCAGAGUGUGGUAAAGUAUUGGCAAAUCGACUUUCUUUUACGACUCAUCAACGAACCCAUACGGGUGAAAAACCACAUGCUUGCAGAUUCUGUGAUAGAACAUUUUCACAAAUAUCAUCUAAACAGUAUCAUGAACGAACUCACACUGGAGAAACAACCCAUCACUGUGAAUUUUGUGGUAAAGGAUUCAAUUCAAAAUUGACACGUGAUACUCAUAGACGUAUUCAUACUGGAGAACGUCCAUUCGGAUGUAAACAGUGUAACGCUACAUUCCGUUGUUUGGCAAAUUUACGACAACAUGAAAUGGUUCAUGCACCAGUAAAGCCGUUUCAGUGCGAGGUAUGUUACAAGCGUUUUGGGCGACCAGAAAAAGUACGUGUUCAUAUGCGUACACAUACUGGCGAGAGGCCUUAUAAAUGUCCUAUUUGUGGCCGUGGUUUUACUCAGAAGAAUGAUAUGCUCAAACAUACUAAUGUGCACAAUAAACCAGCACGACGGACCAAUUCACAAAUUAUGAAAAAUAAUGAGGAUAUGAUGAUUUCUGUAAAUAAUUCUGUUCCCAAGUUUGUUAAUAUCAAAGAUCUCAAGGAAUUAUGCUUUGAUGUCUCUAACAGUUAUGACAGUUCAGAAAAUGAUACUAAUAGUUCAAUGACUUUAAUCGAGGAUCAAUAGUGACUAGCCAGUAGUUAGUUAAUUUCUAUAUACAUACAAAUAAAUGUAUUUAUUAGACAAAAACCAUUGUAAUUCAUUUAAAUAUGUCUUUAAGACAGACUACUAUUAAAUCUUAUAAC